CUUCAGGAUCCGCUUUUUGAAUUGGACGUUUGAAGUAGGAAAUUAUCUAAAUUACAGGAGUCUCUCACCUCACCCAGACCUCAGGAAUGAGCCUAUUGUUUUUUUAGUUUGUAUGUGUCAGGAGAAGCAUCGCCUUCCCCCUCUUCCUAAUAGUUUUUUGGACAAAUCGGAAGCGUCUCUGAUCCAGCCUGCUCCACACCUGCGGUGCACCGAGCCUGCUGUCAGCGACCUGUGCGCCUCAACAUGGGGAACCCUUCGGCGAUCCUCUCAAUGAUCGGUGUCAUGCUGCUCUGGCCGAAUGUUCUCACCAGGAGUGUCUCCUCCAGACUGCAGACUGCAGACAGCACCUCUCUAUCUGCAGGACAGAGAGAAGAGCGCCCUCAUGUGGUGAAACGAUCAACACAGAAUUGCGGCAGCACGUUUGACAGCUACUGCAUGAACCAUGGCCAGUGCAUGCUGCUGGAGGACGGGCACAAACACCACUGCCAGUGUGAGAAAGGCUUCUCUGGCCCAAGGUGUAGCACCAUGCAGUUUGUGGUUCAGAAAGGGGAAGAUCAGAUAGUUGUCAUCAUUUUCUGUGUGAGUCUGCUGAUUAUAGGUCUGGCUGGAGUACUGUACUUCUUCUGCAAAUGGUACAAGAAAAACAAAUGUGGACGUCAACAGAAGCGGCAAGGUUACAAAGGAGUCCAGAUAGCUUAGACACACACGCACACGCACACGCACACACACACAGAGUAUCCAUCCACCCACUGCCAGUAAAGGCAAACUAGUAUUUUCCCAGUUUCCUAAAAGAACAUUUGAACACACCUUUGUGUCCUGGUGAUCUCACACUCAGCAGGUAUAAAGGAUGUCACUUCAUAAAGCCUGAAAAUCGGCACAAAGAGAUUAAAAAUGUGUAAUAGCUUUUGUUUAGAGCUGCACUUGUUCUAGUGUUACAGCCCCGGCUGCCCUAAUGUUUGAAACAUGAAUGGUGAAGCGCACAAAGACAGUUUCAGUGGGUGACAAUGAUUAUGGGGCAUGGAUAAAUCAUCACCCAAAUUUGAAAAACAUAUGCCUGAACACAUUUUAGGCAUAAAGCAACAUACAGUCAUUUCUGAACACUUGUCCAGGGUCUGUGCUUCUAUGGCAACAACCCAUUGUUUAACUGACUAAUGAACAUAAAAAUAAUCAUUGCCAUUAAAGAUUAAGCUGUAGCAUCUUUACACCAAGCCCUAUGUGUUAGCAGUCACUGCGAGAUAUGUUUUUAAGAUUAUUAUUUGUUUGAUAAUGCUGUCUUAACCAUCUAGCUGCCUCCUGUCUGCUGAUUUUUUUCUACAGUAAAGUUCUUCACAGUUCUACCAUUUCAGCAAUGUUAUGCUCAUAUUUAUGGUUUUUCUGUCUUCUGUUGUCAUGAUGAAUAUAUACAUUUAACAAAAACUGUAAUUAAACAAAUAUUUCUAUGUUUUAUUAUAUGAAAUGUGUUAAGUGAGAAAGAAUUUUGAUAAUUUAUUAUAAAGUAUUAAUGUGUAAAAUGGUUUCUUGUCUUGUUUUGGAAGCUCUGUUACUGCUACAAAAAUAAACUAUUUUGUGUUUCA
Messenger RNA from Trematomus bernacchii (emerald rockcod), 1574 nucleotides. RefSeq names its product proepiregulin-like. The record is from RefSeq and is a predicted model, not a curated record. Gene Ontology annotation, biological process: epidermal growth factor receptor signaling pathway; positive regulation of mitotic nuclear division; positive regulation of cell population proliferation. Lineage: Eukaryota; Metazoa; Chordata; Actinopteri; Perciformes; Nototheniidae. The transcript is spliced from 5 exons. The coding region runs from base 244 to 699 and encodes 151 amino acids.